Messenger RNA from Puccinia graminis f. sp. tritici CRL 75-36-700-3, 783 nucleotides. RefSeq lists its product as uncharacterized. The transcript is spliced from 4 exons. NCBI's taxonomy places the organism in Eukaryota, Fungi, Basidiomycota, Pucciniomycetes, Pucciniales, Pucciniaceae. The record is from RefSeq and is a predicted model, not a curated record. Bases 1 to 783 code for a protein of 260 amino acids. Gene Ontology annotation, cellular component: endoplasmic reticulum membrane. Gene Ontology annotation, biological process: intracellular sphingolipid homeostasis; ceramide metabolic process; negative regulation of ceramide biosynthetic process.
AUGCCCACCAUCACCACCAGUGCCUCGCCAGAAAUCUCACUCUCACCACCACCACCUGACUCGCCGAUCUCAAGGAAAUCGAACUUACGAGCCAGAGUCACCUUUACUGCCACCACCACCAAUGAUCAUAACAACAACAAUAAUAAACAUUCUGCUCCACCUGGAUCCCUCAUCUCUCCCGCCUCUUCCCUCGGUUUCUCCUCGCACUCUAACCCGACCAGUCCGCUCCAGUCGCCGUCCAACUUCUCAGAUUCUGAUGAAUUCAAACAUGGAAGAGGUCGAUCUAGUAGUCUCUUGAGCGUCCACGAAGUUCAAGAUAAUUACGAUGACCAACUCGAUCAAGGUGUGGGUCCGAAUCUUAACGUUGAUUGGGUAGAUUAUAAAGGUGCAUGGAUGAUCCAUCUAGUCUUGAUCUUCUCAGGAAAGAUUCUAGUGGACAUCAUUCCGGGAAUCACUCAAGAUGUUAGCUGGACAACAGUCAACAUCUGUUACGAUGUCGGGACCUACAUCAUGUUCCAUUAUAUCACUGGCACCCCAUUUGAAUCUUCGGGUGGAGUCUACGAUCGAUUGACGAUGUGGGAACAGAUCGACAUGGGUGCUCAUUACACUCCUACCAAGAAGUGGCUCACCAUCUUACCAAUCGCACUAUUUUUGCUCUGUACCCCAUACACUCAUCUGGACCUUCACCCGUCCUUAUUCACCCUGAACUUCACCUGCACGUUCUGCAUGGCGCUAUUACCGAAGGCUACCGAUCUUCCAUCGUCUAAGGGUUCCGCUUCCUAG